Molecule: messenger RNA, 3735 nt
Organism: Vidua macroura (Pin-tailed whydah)
Lineage: Eukaryota; Metazoa; Chordata; Aves; Passeriformes; Viduidae
Gene: ADAD1
Product: adenosine deaminase domain containing 1
Exons: 12
Coding region: 476-2287 (603 amino acids)
Biological process (GO): adenosine to inosine editing; RNA processing
Cellular component (GO): nucleolus; cytoplasm
Molecular function (GO): double-stranded RNA binding; double-stranded RNA adenosine deaminase activity; tRNA-specific adenosine deaminase activity
Source: RefSeq, a predicted model, not a curated record
AUUUAAGUGAUGUAAAGCCCAGAGGCCGUGCGCCAGGAGCUCGGGAAGCAGCCGGAAGGCGGGAAGCGCCGCCCCGACCCGAGAAGCGGGGACGCGGCGCUUUCGCGGGGAUCAAGGAAGGAGCUGCUCCCGGUCCCUGACGGCUGUGGCGGCUUCGGGUACCGUCCUUGCUCGGUGGGAGCGGCCCGAGAAAGCGAGCAGGGGGCCGGGAAGGCUAGCAGGUGGCUGGGAAGCGCUCUUGAAGCCGAGUCGGCAGCACAGGGACAAAACUUAGCGGCGGCCUCGCUCCUGCAGCUGCUUCCUCAGCUCCUCCCUCAGCCACAGCUGCGGCAUCGCGCCUCGGCCGCGCCCCUCACGAAAGGGCGGGAAGGGCUGUGAGGGGCCGCCCCUGGCUCUGAAGGGCCGGAGGGCUGCUCGGCUGUCGGAGGACGUCGGCUCAGGGUGACUCGCACCUCCCCGGCUCCUCCAGCCUCGUAUGCCCUCAGGGGUGCUCUGCCUGCCCGCGGGGUGUGAGCGCUGCGGAACCCUCCACAGCAGGACGAGGGCAGCAGGUGCAGGUCGGUCGGAAAUGGCGAGCAGCAAUGGCUGCUUUGAGGGUGCGGCAAUGCUCGCCUUCGACCCCGCACCUGAGAAGAUUUUGUCCCCCGAGGUUCUCAGACAGCCAAUUUCAAAGGAUCUCUCCGAGCCUGUGACUGCAAGGCUGAAUCCUCCACCUUGUAUGACAUGCAGUGAAACAGAGGUGAUGAAAAAUCCAGGACCUUUUCUUUGUAAAGGAGCCGACACCACCAUAUUUUCAGCCCUUCCCUCACUGAAAGACCUGGAUUUGAUUGAAAGAUACAAACAGGGAGUAAUAAACUCAGUAUCUGCCUUGCAUCUGUUUGCCAAAAUACACCACCUGCAGCUUGAAUUGAAAGAAACAAGCUUGGCAGGUGAUGUCAUAAGGCCUUAUUUUGCCUUUUGUGCUGUGAUAAAUGGUGUUUGCUACAAGACUGGGCUGGGAAAGAACAAGAAGGAAUCUAAAUUAAAUGCAGCUAAACUGGCUCUUGCUGAGCUACUUAACUUGGAGAAUACAGGGGCAAAGUCUUUUGAAGAUUCAGAUUUUCCCUGUGCUCCUGAUGAGCCUCGACCUCCAGGAAACUCUGCUUGUGUUUCAAGGACUGGAGAACGUAUCUAUCAAAAACUCUCACAAAUGCUUGAGGAAGUAUUUAACCGCCUUACUACCCAACACCCCGAGUACCAAAGCUGUGGCAGUUCCCUGGCUGCCUUCAUCAUUGAAAAGGGUGGGCAGCAUGAGGUGGUAGCUCUGGGGACAGGAGAAUGCAACUACAGCCGGCGCUUCGAGUCCUGUGGGAGGCUCUUGCACGACAGCCAUGCUGUUGUCACUGCCAGGCGUUCCCUGCUCAGAUAUUUGUACAGGCAUCUUUUGCUGUUCUAUAACAAAAAUCCAGCCAAGGCAGAGAGAUCCAUAUUUUGCACAGCACCAGGCUCAAAGCUGCUUACCUUAAAGCAAAAUAUAACACUCUCUCUCUACAUGAACCAGCUUCCAAAAGGAACUGCUCAGUUAAAAUCAGAGGUGCAUCUCGGUCCCCAGUCUAUAUCUGCUUACGAAGCGAGUGAAGAACUGAGUCUGCAUGUUGCUCUAGAAGGCAGGAUUUACCUGGCUGUUUGCUGUCCCCCCAAGACUGUCAGAGUGAGCAGCAUGUCAUCUGGUGACAAACUGACCAAGUGGGAGGUGGUUGGUCUUCAAGGAGCCUUGCUGAGCCACUUCAUUGAACCCGUGUACAUCAGCAACAUUCUUGUGGGAAAUGGAAUUUGUAAGGAUACAAAAGGACUGGACAUAACCAUAAAGCAGCGUCUUGAUGAUGAACUUAUUUCAAAGCUUCCCGUGCAUUACCUGGUCAAUAGAUCUCAUAUUUACUUGGUGAAAGCUGCACUACCAAUCCAAACAUAUUUGAACCAGUGGUCACUUAGUUUGAAUUGGACAUUGUCAGAUGCAUCUCUGGAGGUUGUGGAUGGAUUAAGUGGGAAAACCACUGAAAGCUCCCCGUUCCGCAGUGGCACCUGCCUGGCCAGCCGCCUGUGCAAGGCUGCCAUGUUCAGCCGCUUCAGGAUGCUCGCCAGGGAAGCAGGACGGGGUGACCUGCUACAGUUUGCAACAUACCAUGAGGCAAAGGUUAAAUCUCAGUUGUACCAAGAAGCUAAAAGCUUGCUGCAGAGCUAUUUAGAGCAACACAGUUAUGGAUCAUGGAUUGUGAAAUCUCCACAUAUUGAACAGUUCAGUGAUUGAUUGAUGGAUGUUAAGUCUGUUGAAUGAUCUGUUUCAGUAAAUAGAGUUCUGAGUAGUAAAAUAUUCAACUUCAAGUUUGUUGUUACUGGAAGAAAACAAUUCCAGAACUGCUUCUUGUCAGUUUAAAUGCAGUUAUUAAACCAUCUGUAAUAGUUCAGUCUUUUCCCAAAAUUGAUGUUUUCUCAUAGGUGGGAGUAACCUACAGCUUUGUAAAUCUUUCUUCUGCUUUGCCCCCCAGUGCUACCUCAUUUCAGCUCACUGACCCUGACUCCUACAAAUCCCCACCCUGUGGAAUUAACAUAUUGUUUUCCUGAUAGUUUCAGGAUUUCUUUAUAUUGAUUUCUUCUUUUUCCUCCCUUUCUCAUAACUUUGCACACAGAAAAGAAAAAAAUCAGUAAAAGCUGGAUUUCUUUAAAAAGCAUAUUAAUGUAAGCAUCUUUCAGGAAAAAAAAAAUUAACAGUCUGUGCUUCAUUCGUAGGCAUUCAUCCUUUGUUAAGAGUUUGGUUUAGUGUGGAUCUGCCAAGUAGUUUAUAGCUUAUAUUGUUUCUGCUAGAAGAGUUAAAAUAAUUUUUGUACUUCUAAAUAUGAAACCUGUACUGACCAGCUGUUACUCAACUGUCUUGUUACAAUUACUGGUUCUGGUAGUGGGUUUAAAGCAUCAUGCAGGUGUCAAAGCUGUAAGAAAGAAAAUAAUGCAAGGUAGUAUAAAAGUCUCCAGAAACAAGGUUUUUUCAGCUUUUGUGGUUUGCCUCAAACCCCAUCUAUGUUAAUGCUUACGGAUGAGUUGGACUCCGGCACUGAAGAUGAUUUCAUCACUGCACUGACAAGUCCUAGUGAAAUUGUCUGCAUGCACAGUAACCUGGAAAAUGGUGCCUGUCACAAGGGAAUUGACUUCAUUUUAAGUCCUGGUAAGAACAUGGUAGCUUUGGGAAGGUGUUGUUAAGUGCCAUGUUUGGAGUUGGUGUGGUGUUGUGAGCACUGGUGUGUUCAAGCUAGACAAUACACUUGAAUUAUGUUUGUGAUUUCUGUAAAUCAUGCAAGUGGGGAAUUACGCAGUAUUCUCGUACAUCAGGAAUAGUGUGCGUAGUGCUUUAGUCAUGUUUCACUUUCUUAGUGUUAGAGGAUUCUCAAAGAAGUUCCUCCUCCUGGUGUUUGUUUCUUUCCUUAAUCUGUUCUUCCAGCUAAUAUCAUAUAUAGAAUCUUCUGUUGGAAUGAUCUUAUGCUGAUCCACAAGUUGUUGAAACUCACUGACUUGUUACUACUUAUCAUUGACCUUUUUUGCCUAAUGUGCUCUCUUGUUUUCUGUUACUUGUGGCAUAUGGUGGAACUACUUGUUUGAUGUAAUGUUUCCUAAGAAUGCUUGGGAAUGGCCGUCAUAUUCCAGGCUAGAGGACAGUGUUGCUUUUUUGUAGGGGUGUUAAAAGUUCAAUAAAUGUCCUUGACAAUG